Messenger RNA from Cladophialophora bantiana CBS 173.52, 3021 nucleotides. RefSeq lists its product as uncharacterized. The record is from RefSeq and is a predicted model, not a curated record. The transcript has 5 exons. Lineage: Eukaryota; Fungi; Ascomycota; Eurotiomycetes; Chaetothyriales; Herpotrichiellaceae. Bases 1 to 3021 code for a protein of 1006 amino acids.
AUGGGCAUUGAUUCUUUGAAAUUCCUUAUUGGAAGUGCCGGAUCGACAGAGUAUAACCCAUACUUCUAUUCUCAGCACGCCGAGGGCGCGGAUGACUACACGAUUCAUAGUCCUCCUCCCGCACGACAGAAUCCAGGCAGGAUACCACGGCGACCUACUUCAAGUCAACAACGGCGCUCUCCCUACGAACCUUUGCCCGUCAGUGAUGCACCUUACUUUCUCCCUCCUAUCAACGAACUAGCGCCGGAGUAUUACAAUUACAACCAGGACAACUUUCAUAAUCCUCCACCGGACCAUCCUGCCGGUAGCUUCGCGCCUUCCACGAACAAUGUGUCCACCAACGAAGGCGGCUCCGAUUUCGUCGCCCCUCUCAAUAUUCGGCAAAAGCUUGGUUCGAAUGACUACGAAGGCCACAACACACAAGCGCCGAAUGAGAAUCCUUACCUCUUUGACGCCGAUACGUUCCUCAAUCGAGCUUCAAAAAAGCUGCACAUGAAGCGAACCUUUUACUGGCUGGACCCGAAAUUCUUUCACGAGCGGGCCUGGUUCAGUUGGACGUCCCCUCACUCCUAUCAGCUCCCUGGCCACUACUACAGAUCUGCAAGUGGCGGGCAGAUCAACAUCUACAGGCACAGGGAUGUUUUUCGUCGAAAGUAUGCCGGUUUGAACGACGAUCGAUACUUAGAUCCGCUUGAUGGGAGGGUAGAAAAGCUGUUCGUCCAAACAGUCAACGAUAUCUACGACACGGAGAACGACACGACCUGGCGGAGGACGUAUAUCGAAAACGUCAGCCCAUGGAUCAUCCGUUUGGCCUAUUGGCCUUACGCGCAUAUGCCUGUUGCAGGCCCGAGCUUCCCAGCUGAAUAUGGCCUUCUCGAAUCAUCCGUUGCUGGGAUCAGCGCCUGGAAACGAGAGCAAUGGCUUCAUGUUGGCCUUCGUUGGCUACCUACUUGCAUUGGCCUGCUGCUACUGAUGACCUUCCCGACAGACAUCGAGGGCCAAGUCCGCAACCAUGGAAACUACGAUCCUGUGCCUUACCGAUAUUGGUCCUACCCUCUCUCCGCGCGUAACUUCCGGGAGAACAUAGGUGAGAAACCCAACCCUCAAUUUCUCGGAUCCACAAAAGAUGUUCGACUCUCCGAUCGAUGUCUACGGCCGCGACUUUUGUGUUUCUUGGAUUGCGUGACCGACGAGAAUCCACGGGGAUGUCUCGAUCCACGGGUUUGGAUUGAUGCGCACGGAGGAGCCGUCGAGCCGACCUAUAUCUUCAUUUCUUAUACCGCUGAGAACCAAUUCGAGCGCAGAUGUCGUGGUGCGAGGAAAGAUAUCCAAAAUACCGGCUCUUCACAUUGCAACUGUCCCCAGUGCUGUGACGCAGCAUCCGACGCCGAAGCCCUCCAUAACAUUGCCCGCCUGGCCGCCAAGAAAGCCCAGGUCGCAGCCUACUGGACCGACCAAUGUUGUAUGUCCACUGACAAGGAUGAGCUCCAAGAAGACGUCUACCGCAUCAGUGAUGUCGUCCGCGGUGCGGCAAAGAUCGUCAUUGUCGUAGGCCGGACAGGCCAAGACCAUCUUCCACCAUCAAUCACCACCCUCGACCUGCUGAAAGAAUGGGGCACACGAAUGUGGACGUGGCCCGAAGUACUGUUGGGCCCUGCGAGGGAGAAGAUACAGGUUUACACGCGCAGAGGAGACAUUCGUGCAGCUGCUCCACUGGAAAUCUCGAAAAUGGAGUUCCCUGCCCAAGUCUGGGACGAUGGCGAAGUGGCGAGACAGCUGAUCGACAACUACGAGGGGUCACUGGCCCUGAGUCGACUAGAACUAGUGGUCCUGGCCCUGGAAUGCCUCAAAAGGCGGGUGGAGAAAGGGACGACAAAAUACCUUGAAGGUGACUUGUCGUACGCAUUGAUGGGCCUGUUGAGGCAAAGGCCAAAGGUCGAUAAAACGGAUUCUGCAUUUCAGGCCUUUGCGCGGCUGUCUUUGGCGAACGAUAGUGAUCGUUUGCUGGAAAGAAUGAUCUGCUUACUUCCUUUCGAGGACCGCCACGAUUCCAUGCCUAAUGACCAACACUCAGACCAAAACGCAGGAACAGCGGCCAGCGCCAACGACCAGCACGGAGGUUUUCCACCUAGCGAAAAUAAAAAGAGGCACGAUUGGACCAACCUGGACGACUACUGGGGCGCCAAACUCUGGGAUGUCGAACCCAUUUGCCAGGUCGCAGGCAUCGGGCAGCACGACACUGUGAUCCUCGACGGCGCCUACGGGGCCACAGUCCACUGGGACAAAUUCCAACGGGUCGCCAUCACCACCCGAGAGACUUGGUCGCGUAUGCUGGCCCGAUAUUUCGUGCGCGGCACACCGGCGUGGUUCUUCACCGGUGUCCUUGCUCUGGCAUUCUCAGCAAACAAUCCCACGGCAAAGGGGAUUGGGGCGUUCUUCCUCGUCAUCGCGCUGAUUACUGUCCUUCUCUCGCCAAUGCUAAUCCUGCACAUAUACGGAGGGAAAGUAUGGAAUACUCAACCAUGGCUCUUCGGAUUCGAAGGACACAUGUCCCUGAGAAAGAUCGAGAUGAAGAUCUUUGGUUUCCCUUCGGAACGGCUCUCGUGGGCACCCUAUGCGAGUAACAUGUCUCAUCAUCGGGUGAAUAGUGAGUUCUUGGAGAAGGAGUGUGAGGGAACAGAUCCUUUGCUCGCGGGCGAGAACGAGAGAGGUGCGGGAAUGGUGUCGACGACGGGGGAGAAGCUGAGGCAUUUCACGCUGGUCGAUACGAAUACAAUGACUGUAACCUCGUUUCGAGCCGCACGGCCACCUACUGUUGCUCUCCUCUGCGGCUCAGAAGGAGGCAUGCAGCGCGCGGUGAUGUGCUCGUAUGACUGGACAAAUCAGUGUCUGUGGCGAGAGACUGUGCUUCGCAUGGAGACAAUCGCACUCCAGAAGAUGCCCAGGAUCGGGAGGGUCAGGUUUGGAUUGAGAAGAUGGGAGACCGAGAUGGGCAGGAGUAAUCUGCAGCCUCCUGACUGA